GUGUAAUAUGUUUUGGUUUUCUUCCAUGUCUUUCCUACUUCUUGAGUGACCAAAAAAUACAAUAACAAAAUGGACUACUAUUUUGCAAAGUUCCGAAAACGAGCAACGCCACCCAAAGUGCAACCUACUAGCUCCAUGCAAUUAGCCAAAUUUCAUAAAUGUUGGGAUUAUGUUCAUAAUAUUUUUAUUGCGGAAGAUAGAAAAGCUAAUCUGCAUAUCAAACAGACUGAAAUACCAGAGAAAUUACGUACGAUGGUGGAUCUGCUGGUAGACGAAGAAGCGCGUCAGGAAGACCAGGACACAACAACGGGGGUUUGUAUGGAGUAUCUGCUAAAGCACAAUCUUUUGAACUACUUGGUCAAUGUUUGUGAAAAGCAAGAUUACCCCGAAGGCAUGCGAGGAGAGACGAUAAGAACAAUUGCUUCAAUGGUAGACUUAUUGGAUGACCAUCGGUUCCUCGUACAUCAUGCUGUACAUACACCUACCAUUAAAUUAUUGAGAUACUGUUGUUCGAAUUCUAUGGCGACAGCAGCUAGUUUCACUUCUACCAUGGACCAGCUCAAUAAUCUUAGUAAUACCGACCUGUACCAUGAAGAUUUGGUAGAUCUCAUGUAUAUCAUAUGUUCGAAAAUUCAUGGAUUUCCUGCACUAUUGAAUAUCUUUUUCCAUGACAAGCAAUGGCUGACAAUGCCUCAAAAAAAACAACAGAAUCAGCCACAGCAGCGAUAUGGCCCUGUUCAACAUGGCCAUAGAGAGUCUAACGAAGAAGAAGAAGAAGAAGAAGAGGAGGAAGAACAGCCAGAAUACGAAUUUUUGUUGUUUUCCUAUUUGCUCAAGUUUGUUCACAGAGAAGGGCGAUUGGGUGAUUAUGCACGCACAGGGCUUUUGUUUAUUAUGGAAAUGGCCACGCCAUCUCAUCCUCUGACGCAAUUCAUAUUGCAAUCUGACUUUGCUAUCAUCAUGGCCGCUGGAUUAGGCGCAUUAUAUUCACAGCUUCCACGGAAACUGCAAAUUUUUGAAGACGAAAAGGAGCACACGUCUUCCUAUCUUUUGAGUCAAGAAUGCCUGCCUAAGCAUUAUUCCAUCACAAGUGAUUUUGGCAUAGAGCAACAGUCUUGUUCCGAACAGUUCAAGUAUCAGCUAGAUUCAUUUUUGAAACUAUUGGAGUUUUACCAAGAUGUGCUUUCACGGACGUCUGACAUUGGUAUUUCGGCAAAGCUUUUGCAAAGUAUUCGUAUGAUUUUUUUAGAGAAUAUCUUGUAUCCAUCCAUUUUGGAAUGCUCCGAUGCCGAUGGUUCUUCCGUUGCCGUGAUUAGCUAUAUCAAUGUCAUGUUACAGAGCAUUCAACAGCAAGAAUUAGCGGAUGUCAUUGUCGGUUACUUGAUGAACGAUCCAUCCACGCCUGACGUCACGCAUAGCAAAAAGCACAAACAGCAGCAUAGUCAUCCGUAUAUUAACAUGCAAGCGGAAAGGUUCACAUUGAAAGACUUGAUUUUCAGUCGCUUGAAAUCAAAGUCUCAACCGACGGUGAUUGUAACACUCCGACUUUUACGUACCGUCCUUUUGAAGCAUUGUAAGUUUGCUGAACAGCUAUUGACGGUCGAUGAUCUGUAUCCCUCCAAGCCAGAGUCAGCUUUUGGCACAGCCAGCAUUUCGCAUCAUCAAAAGGAAGUGGAGCUCUACUUUGCCCUCAUCAGCGCGAUUGACCGCUUCUCGCCUAUGAAAAAGUAUGACUGGCUAUCAUUGGGUUACGAAGACUAUAUCAAAGAUAUAGAAAGUAUGAUGGACAGCGAUCCUUGUUUUCAGGAUUUGAUGGAACAUUCUCCUCAUCCGUACCCGUAUGCCACGAAGGGUACGACAGGCCUUUUAUCGAAGAGUGAAAGACGAAGAAGUUUUAAAUACGGUCAGCAGCAAAAGAACAAAAGCCAGGAAUACGAUAUGUACCGUAGCUGUUCUUCGUCUUCGACCACACGUAACAAUAACCAGCAGCAGCAGCAACAGAGACAGCAGCGAUUGAGCUCAAGGGAUCCACUUUUGCACUUGCUGCAAGACAUAUUGUCCCAUUUCUUUGCUCAGUCUUCUGAACUGAAUUUGGCUCUUACCGGUGUGCUCUCUGCUUUGGCUAUUUGUCCUUACCGUAGUUUAGAAGGGUGGCUGACAUUUUCAGAGAACGAUCGAACGCAUCCCAAUGAUACAUUGAACCUUUCGAGCCCAUCCGAUAACACACCCAGUGCGCGCACGGUAGCGACUGCGGUAAAGAGUAAGAAAUCGGCCAUCUUGGUUCUGGACAACGUACUCGACUCGAUGCAGCAGCCGUCUCGUCAACCCUACUAUUACUCUCAACGUCCUUUUCGACAUCGUCGUCGCUCCUCUGUUUUGCCGACGGCGACUCACAAACAAGGCGAAGAAGGAGGAAAAGACGAGGAGGAGGAUUUGGAUGACGACAAAUCGAUUGACUUUGCAGCCGAGCUGCAUUCUUUUGAAAUGACGUAUCCUACCCAAUUCAAAUCGUUUCCACCCUUCUACACACUUUUCCGUACCUUGACGCAACAGAUUGAUUAUUAUCGAUCUGAAAUUGGAGAUCAGCAGUUUGAUCAAUUUUUGGAGGAGAGGCGACAGGGACUUUUGUUUGGAGAAGUGACAGAGAGUAUCGAUCCGCCUUCUUUGAGCCAUAGCAGCAGCAGCCAUCAUAACAGCAAGCGGACGUCUUCUCGGUUAUUUGGAUUCAUGUCGUCUUCGUUGCCGUCCCCUGUUCCGACGCCGAGGAAGCGAAGGAAUUCCACAGCGAGUUUGAUGUCUACUCUUACCUUUACGGACACCUAUCAGCAGCUAUCAGCGUCCCAGGCUACCCUCCCAACGACGAUGACGACGACGACGACGACGACGACGACGACCCUUUCCUCUACGCCCUCCAGUGCGAGUGCUGCUGCCGGUAGUGCUACAGCCCAAGCUCCACAGCUGGCCGUUUAUCCCAGUAUUGACUUGCAUAUCAAGAAAACACUGCCGAUACGCGUUCAACCUUUAUUCCCAUCUCAUUAUUAUGAUAUCCAGCCUGAUCCGGUACUCAAUUUAGAUGAAGAAGACGAAGAUGUGUUUGCACCGAUCACUCAUUAUAAAAAAAAGGGGCUAGAGAAGAAACUCUCUCUGUCCAUGAUUUUGAAUAAUGUGGUCAUUCUAGAAGAAUGUAUCAAAGAAGUGAUUGCCAUUAUACAAGUCAGACGUAGUUUAGGCAUAGAUACCAUAAAGUAUACCAGUUUCAAUAUGAGCGGGGGGGGGAGUGAUUGAAUAAAACUUUAUUAUUUUGUGGAUGGUUUUUGUUGAGUGGCCGAACGACAAUCGGGUGGUAUAGGUUGAUCCGAAGGUAUAGGGUCGUGCAGUACAUGUCCAAUUUUGUAAUAGGUAUGAUGGUUUUCAUAAAAGGAUUUCCAAUGGUUCAGUGCCUUCCUUUGCUGCUCGUUGAAGCCUCGAAUAUCGUGCGUGAGAUGUUCUUUAAAACAGCCGGUAACGUACGCACGGGCCGCAUCUUUGCCUGCAAAAUG
Messenger RNA from Mycotypha africana, 3539 nucleotides. RefSeq names its product Retinoic acid induced 16-like protein-domain-containing protein. Bases 70 to 3285 code for a protein of 1071 amino acids. Lineage: Eukaryota; Fungi; Mucoromycota; Mucoromycetes; Mucorales; Mycotyphaceae. The transcript has 2 exons. The record is from RefSeq and is a predicted model, not a curated record.